Molecule: messenger RNA, 1302 nt
Organism: Thermothelomyces thermophilus ATCC 42464
Lineage: Eukaryota; Fungi; Ascomycota; Sordariomycetes; Sordariales; Chaetomiaceae
Exons: 2
Coding region: 33-1235 (400 amino acids)
Source: RefSeq, a predicted model, not a curated record
CUUCGAUCGCUGACCCGGCUGCAGUGCCCAUCAUGCGAGAGCAUCAUCUCUCGGUCACGUCGCUGGAGGAGUACGAGCCGAACCCCGAGUUCGUCGGCCGCAACUUCAACGCCGGCGAGGUCAUCCAGCUGGUUCUCAAGGCCCGCUCGGGCCAUUGGCUGCCAUUCAACUAUGUGCAGAUGGUCAUGAUGCAUGAGCUGGCACAUUGCAAACAAAUGAACCACUCGCGAGCCUUUUGGGCCGUGAGAAACCAGUAUGCAGAGCAGAUGAGGGGCCUGUGGUCCCGUGGCUUUACCGGCGAGGGCCUCUGGGGAAGGGGGGCGCUUCUCUCUACCGGAGAGUUCGAGAAGAACGUGGUCGAGCCCGGCGAACCGCUCCCGGAGCAUCUAUGCGGCGGGACGUACCGGUCACGGGGCAGGAAACGCAAGGCCAAAAAGUCGCUCACGUACAAGGAGCAGAAGGAACGCCGGAUCCUGAACAAGUUUGGGGCAAAUGGCGUCACGCUGGGCGAGGACCCCCAGAUGAAGCAAAGGCUGGAAGGCAAGAAGGUAGCGUCCAAACCACGAGUGGCAGGAAGCGCCAGGGGGAGGGAGCUCAGGGCUGCGGCCGCGCUGGCUCGUUUUGAGCAACAGAAAAAGGAGGAGGAGAAGGAGGAGAAAGAGGAGGUUGAGACAGGGUCCGAGACCGAGAGCGGUGACGAUUACGAAGACGAGGAUAUCUCCGGGCCCGACGCUGUCGAUAUCGACGGAAAGAAGCUCCUCGACGCAAAGGGCCGUGGGUUGGUCAGGGUUUGCGAGGACGAGAACCCUGAUGACCGGGAUGCUCAGGAUGAGCUGCGGGAGCUGCAGAGCUAUGGGAUGAGGAAACAGACAUCUAAACCGGCGUCAAAACCACCAAACCCGCCAUCCGCGCAUCAAAAGAAUCCCUGGACGACGAGGGCAUCAAACAACAAGAUAGAAGCACCCGCCGAGACCGAUUCUUCGAAGCCACAGCCGGAACCACGCAAUGGAGCUGAGCCCGCCCAGGCUUCGAUCGCCUGCUCGGUGUGUACGUUUAUCAACGAGCCGGGCUCGACCAUCUGCGCCAUGUGCGCCAACACACUGAGACCGGAGGGCAUGUUGGACUCCUGGGCAUGUCACAGCAAAACGUGCAAAGGGUCGAAGUACCGGAACGCCGGGGACUGCGGCGUCUGCGGCGUCUGUGGGGAGCGGAGGCAACCGUCCGGGCUGCCGUGAGCUAUCAAAUGCCACUCACUCAUCAUCAAUCCGAGGCUGGCCCCACUUUUUUUUUUUUUUUUCGGGC